Adineta steineri is the source of this 1029-nucleotide messenger RNA. The record is from the annotation of a GenBank genome assembly. NCBI's taxonomy places the organism in Eukaryota, Metazoa, Rotifera, Eurotatoria, Adinetida, Adinetidae.
AUGGCAGCAGCAACAACAACAGCAGCAAGUUAUGUUGAAAUUCAAGAUGAAGAAGCUAAUUCCUCGUUCAUGCUUGGUAAACGAGAUGUUUUAUUAAAUAAUUAUCAAUCUGCAUGUGAUCAUUUAUCCAAAGCAUGUGAACGAAUUGUAAAAUUACGUGGAAGUGAUACAGUAACGGAACUUGCUGAACCCUAUUUUUAUUAUGGUCAAGCUUUACUUUAUCUUGGUCUUAGUGAACAACAAGUAUUUGGAAGUGAUAUUGUUAAAGAUGAAGAUAACGAUGAAAAUGAAAAUGAAGAAAUCGAAGACGAUGUAGAAGAUGAAAAAGAAGAAGCAGAAGGAGCAGGAGGAGGAGAAGAAAAAGGUGAUACUUCAAUUCCAGAUGAUGAACAAGUUAAUGAUCUUGAACGUGCUUUUGAAAUUCUCGAAUGUGCACAUAUGAUUUAUUCGAAAAUGUUAGAAACAGACUCAAAUAAUGCACAUAUAAUAACUCGUUUAGGUGAUAUACAUGUUAUGCUUGCAGAUAUAUGCAAUGAAAACGGUGAUCAUGAAAAUGCUCUUUCAAAUGUUCUUAAAGCAAUUGAUUUACAAGAAACAAUCAAUGAACAACAACGUUAUCGUUUACUUGCUGAAAGCUAUUAUAAAUUAGGUUUAAUCUAUGAAUUAAUCAAUAAAUUUACUGAAGCUGUUGAUAGUUUUGAUAAAGCUAUUAUUGCUCUUGGUAAAGCAAUUGAACAAGCUAAUGGUGAUGAUAAGGAAAGUGAACGUGAAGAACUGAAAUCACUUUUACCAGCCAUUGAACUUAAACGUAAUGAUGCACAAGCAUCAAUUGCUGAUAAACAUUUAAUUGCACAAGCAAGAAAUAUUAUUACAGGAACAAAUGGUGCAAAUAAUAAUCAUACAACUGAUAAUAGUACAGCAGAAGCACCAGUAAAAGAUUUAACAUUAACAAUUCGACAUAAACGACCAGCAACUGAAUCACAAAAUACAGAUGAAGAAAAUAAAAAAGCUAAAACUGAAGAAAACUAA